Messenger RNA from Trichomonas vaginalis G3, 1498 nucleotides. Its product is annotated as keratin-associated protein family. The record is from RefSeq and is a predicted model, not a curated record. The transcript has a single exon. Lineage: Eukaryota; Parabasalia; Trichomonadida; Trichomonadidae. The annotation marks the transcript as partial.
GAAAAAGCAGAUAAAACCAUUCAUUAUAUAACUUCAGACGAACAGAUUAUAACGGACUACCAUGGAUAUUUAACACGAAGUGAUGAAGUGAAGACAAAAAAUGUUAAUGAAAGAAGAUAUAAAUACAUUCGUGCUAAAGGUUAUGACAUAAGCUGUACUGUACAGUAUGAUGUAGCUAAAGCACCAGAAGCAUUUGUUAUAACGAUGAAAUUUAUGCCUCUACUUUCUGUUAACGGUGUAUUAGUUGAACCAAGAUUUACUUUGAGAGUUAAGUCAAAAAUAACGUUUGAAGAUGCUAUUAAAAGUAAAGCUGACAAAGUUGAACUCGAAGCAACGAACAAAGUUUUGAAAUCUCAUAAACACAACAUCUCCGAUAUAAAUGAACUUCAAGCUACAUUAGACAGUAAAGCCGACAAGAACCAUACACAUAAAUCCUUCACUACUGUUAGAGCAGACGACAUAAUAUUGAACUUUGACCUUGGUUCAAGUGCACCAUUAGAAAAUCCAAGUACAAGCGUAAAAGAUACUCUUAACAAUUUAGAUAAGAGUUGCAGGAAUACCGAAGAUCAUGCCAGAAACUUUGAAGCAUAUGAACUACCAGCAAUGUUAGAUAAGAAAGCAGAUAAGAACCAUACACAUAAAUCCUUCACAACUGUUGCUAUAGAAAGUAUUGAAGGAACGGUUGAAGAAACUGGUGGGGAGGGCGGAGCCCCGCCGCACGCGGCUGCAUUAUAUUGUAAACCUCCUAACUUUCCACAAGGUUUAACAUCGGAUGACGACAUAACGACGAUGAGAAACAUUAGAUGUAAAGAUGUUUAUGUCAUGAAGGAUGAACAUAAUAUUAAAUUCACUGCUCAAGAUUUAUAUGACAAGAAAGCCGACAAGAACCAUACACAUAAAUCCUUCACUACUGUUAGAGCAGACGACAUAAUAUUGAACUUUGACCUUGGUUCAAGUGCACCAUUAGAAAAUCCAAGUACAAGCGUAAAAGAUACUCUUAACAAUUUAGAUAAGAGUUGCAGGAAUACCGAAGAUCAUGCCAGAAACUUUGAAGCAUAUGAACUACCAGCAAUGUUAGAUAAGAAAGCCGACAAAACAGAGCUUCAAACAUUAAAGACAGAAAUACUUCAAACAUUAUAUCCUAUAGGUUCUAUUUAUACGUCAAUGAACUCAACAAAUCCAGCAACAGUUCUGGGUUUCGGUACGUGGGAACAGAUUGUAGAUAAAUUCUUAUACUGUGCUAGAUAUUCAAAGCAAACAGGAGGUUCGAAGAAAAUUACUGAAGCAAACCUUCCACCGCACACUCAUACAGGAACGACAAACUUUUCUGGCGACCAUAGUCACUCAUUAAGAGACCAUCCAUUAUACAACUCAGAAUAUGAAGCUGGCAAUGACGUUUUAUCUCCAUCUUAUAACAAUGCAGCAAAAAAGACUUUUCGACCAACUGAACCAGGAGGAAAUCAUUCACAUACUUUCACAACAAAUCCAACAGGCUCGG